Molecule: messenger RNA, 1838 nt
Organism: Cinclus cinclus
Lineage: Eukaryota; Metazoa; Chordata; Aves; Passeriformes; Cinclidae
Gene: HMGA1
Product: high mobility group AT-hook 1
Exons: 6
Coding region: 389-679 (96 amino acids)
Biological process (GO): regulation of DNA-templated transcription
Cellular component (GO): chromatin; nucleus
Molecular function (GO): DNA binding; transcription coregulator activity
Source: RefSeq, a predicted model, not a curated record
GGCCGUUGCAAUCCUCCCAAAGGACCCUCCAUGUGCCUCCGGGGACUCUCCGGCAGGCAGGGCCGGGGGCGCAGCCGCCGCCGCCGCAGCCCUUUGAACGGCCCUAUCGCUCCCGGCCGCGCCGCCCCGCGCCGCCCCCGCCGUGAUGCGGCCCCGGCUCCGCCUCCCCCGCUCCGCCGGCGCUGGGAGCUCCCUUCGCCUGUUUGCCCUUAUUUAAUUUCGAGUGUGAUUUUGCUAUUUUUAGCAGCUGGAUCCCCUCCAAUCCGCAGUCGCCGCGGGCGGGGGGUCCCUUCGCUCCGCAACACAGACCCGCCGGGAAAAACAAAACCAUCAAACCGCCCCCCAAAACCCAGGGCGAACACCCGGCUCCGGGAUCAAGCUGACUAAAAUGAGUGAAUCCAGCGCCAAAUCCAGCCAGCCCCUGGCCUCCAAAGGGGAGAAAGACGUGUCGGAGAAGAGGGGCCGAGGGCGGCCUAGGAAGAAGCCGCAGCAGGAGCCCAGCGAGGCCCCAACCCCCAAGAGACCCCGUGGACGGCCGAAGGGCAGUAAAAACAAGGCCACCACAAAGGGCAGGAAAGCUGCAGUCACACCAGGGAGGAAGCCUCGAGGGCGACCCAAAAAAUCGCAGGACGAGGAGGAGGUGAACAUUUCCCAGGAGUCAUCCGAGGAGGAGCAGUGACACCUCCCGAACCGGCGCUACCUCAUCGCCCGACGGCCCCGCAGCGGCCGGGGGAGAGGGACGGGGAGAGACCCACUGUGCCGCCCUGGCUUCCUCCUCCUCCUCCUCCUCCCUCCUCCGUUCCCUCCUCACCCUCAGACAACGGCAGCACUGGAAAAUGGCCCAACCCGGGCGGCCCCCACAGCCCCUGCCCGGGGGGGGGGGGCACCUGCCCCAGCUCCCCCUCCCCAGCCCUCGGGUUCGGGGCAGCCCCACUGGAAAGGAGGAUCAUGGCAGAGCCGGGGCUGGCACCCCCCACCUUUGCUGCCCCCCAUGCCGUGAUCUCACCCCACCAAAGUGGGUGCUGGCUGCCCCCUCCAGCACUGGGCUCUGCCCUGGGGCCUCUGCAGGGAAGAGAUGGGGGGGCAGUGAAGGUGAGACCCCCCCAAAUGCAUUAGACCUUUGCUCUGGCCUGCUGCUACCCUGGGCAGCCCCCUUUGUCCCCCCCAGUCCUGGGUGACUGCACUGUGUGUGGGAGCAGCUCCUGCAGCGCUGCCGGGGCCCAGUGCCCAUCCCCGGGGUUCCCAUCCCCGGGGUGCCCGGCCCCGGGGGUGCCAGAGCACGGCAGGCUCCAGGCAGCCCUUUCCUCAUACGUUCUGGGUUUUUUUUUUUGUUUUCUUUUUUUUUGUUGUUGUUGGUUUUUUUUUUGGUAUUUUUUUCGGUUUUUUAGUAGUUUUUUUUGUCCUUUCAUUCACAACUACCUCUGGAUAUUUAAGUUCCACUCUCUGAACUCACAGGUGUGCUGCUGCACUGCCAGGGCACUGUGGGCUCAGUGGUUCCUGUUUUCGGGGUGUUGCUGGGGGCUGUGGGGUAUUUUUUUUUUCCCCUUUUUUUUGGGCUCCAUUUUUCUUUUUUUUUAAAAAAAAAUCGUUAUUUUGAGGUCUAGUUCGCUCUGCUGCUUCAAGGGAUCGAGGCUGGCAGGGCAGAGGUGUGGGGGGACCAUGGGAUGCUCCCCUUGUCCCUCUGCCCCAGCACGACGGCUGCAGCGGGACCGGAGGUCGGUGCCGGGCGGCCCCGGCGGGAGAGAAUCGGGGUUUGGUUUGGGUUUCUUUUUUGGUUCACUGUUAACGACCUUUUGGGUUCCUAUUUGCAGUUACUUGAAUAAAACAUUUUAUGGAUG